Mytilus trossulus (common blue mussel) is the source of this 1594-nucleotide messenger RNA. RefSeq names its product selenoprotein M-like. The transcript has 4 exons. The record is from RefSeq and is a predicted model, not a curated record. Gene Ontology annotation, cellular component: endoplasmic reticulum lumen. NCBI's taxonomy places the organism in Eukaryota, Metazoa, Mollusca, Bivalvia, Mytilida, Mytilidae. Gene Ontology annotation, molecular function: oxidoreductase activity.
GUUCUUGACCUAGCAGUUUAAACCAACCAAAGAAAUUUAUACACGUUUUGAUCAUACAUAUUUUCGCGUCACUGCUUUCUUACACGUUUACACCGGUUCUGGAUCCCUGUUUUAAUGCAAUCGUUUGCUCACUUACAAAACGCACCUUUACUGGUAUCUGUAUACAAACAUACAUCGAAAAUGGAUUGGAAGCGAAUGCUGGUGCUGCCGGCAUUAUUGCUUAUUCUGAAUAUAGUUACUGCAGAUGAUGAAGUUGAUCUCGAAGACAAAGUAGUAGUGAAAGCAGUUGUUGAAAGUUGUGGUGGAUGACGUUUGAACCGACUUCCAGAGGUCAAGAGAUUCAUCUAUGAUGAUAUCCCUCUGUUUCACAAUGUUGAAUUUAAGAAGGUACCUGGUGCCCCUCCAAUACUCUGCUUAAAGAAUGCAGCAGACCAAGAUGUGGAGAGGAUAGACAUGGAACCUCUUAAAAGAGAUGAAAUAAAUGAUUUAUUAAAAAAAUGGAAUUUUUAUAAAAAGAGUUCUGAAGAUGAAGAGGUCCCAGAAGGAGCAGAUGGACCAUACGAACUUAAAGAAGAAUUAUAAAAUGCUCAUUGUAUUUUUUGUGCCAUUAUAAAAUCACCAUAUCAUGACAUUUAUCUUACAAAAGGAUACAAACUACAAAAUUAUUUCAUUAAGUCCAAUUACUGUUUCACAGAUAAAAAGUGAAUUAAGUACAAAUUUUAAAGGAUUUUUUUUUAAUUAACUUCUUCAAUGCUUUCAUUUUUCUUUCAUCACACAAUUUUUCUAUGCAAAUUUACAUCAUAACAUAAUUGCUUUUGAUAUUUAAUAUAGUUAUAGACAAUACAUGUUUUUACUCAAGUAAAUCUGCCAACCAAAAUCCUAUUUUGAGGGUUUGUGACUGAGAAGUCGACUGUUAGAAAUUUCCCUGAUCAAUUUACAUGUGGUACAAGUAUGUGUGAUGUUUAUGGGUGUAUUAUUUUAUAUUUAUGAUUUUACAUGUGAUGUGAAAGUGUGUCUGACCUUGAGAGUCAAACCAAUUCAGUAUGUCUGACCUUGAGAAAAUUAUUGUUCAUUGAAAAAGAAGUAAUUUGUUAUAUUUUUAGAAACAUUAUUGAGAAUAUUAGCAGAAAAGUUUAACAAUGACAGUAUUUAAAAUCUUAAAUGUUGAUAUGAACUGCUCUUUAAAGUUACAUUGAAUUUGAAAUGAAGUGUUUUAAAUUUUCAAAAUUUUAUUAAUGUUAUAUCUAUUGUCUUCAAAUUGGUAUCAUUUAUGCAAAGUUUUUUAUCCAUGAGAAUUGUAACAAUGAUGUAAAUGUGUGUGAAAGCUUAAUGAAACAUAGUGUAAAUUGCAGUGAGAAUUUCAAAACAAAAUAUUCAUGUUUAGCAUUUUUCAUUGUGAUGAAAUCCACAGAGAUUAUUGACUCUGACAAGUUGAUUUUUCAUUUUUCUUUAAGAACCAGUGUAUAUGAAGUUUCCGGUCAAAAGCUUUCGACCAGGAAUGGAUGCUUUUACUGAACUUAUUGGAAAAAGAGAUUUGUAAUUUCUUAGAGUCAUUAUGUUGUGAAAUAUAUUUUAUAAUAAAUUAUUCGACUCA